AUGGAGAGUUCGAACUCUAGUGACAUAGUAGAUCCUUAUCCAAGUUAUUCAUCAAACGAUGAAGAUGAAGAAGAAUUGGAAGAAAUACAAAAGGAGCAAGAUGAGAAGGAAUGGACGGCUUUAUUUCAAAUAGCAGGUAAAUUGAUUUUGAUGUAUUACGAAAAAUACCUAUACAAGGAACCUUGUCGUACAUCUAGUCGCUCUGGAAAUGUAUUUAUUCAAGAGAUAUUAAGAGGAAACGAGACUCGUUUUUAUGAAAAUUUUCGAUUGAGGAAGUCGGUGUUUGUUGAUCUAUCGAAUGACUUAACUGAAAAGUAUGGGCUUAAACCCACACGUGGAAUGUCUAUACACGAGAUGUUAGGCAUGUUCUUGAUAACUUGUGUACAUGGAGCUGGAAAUCGAUUGAUACAGGAAAUCUUUCAACAUUCGGGAGAAACAAUUCAUAUACACUUUCAUAGUAUUUUAAAGGCUAUUUGUGAGAUUGCAAGAGAUAUAAUUAGACCACAUCAAAAUUAUAAUGAUGGUGCAGGAGCUCACAAGCCAUGUAAUGGUCGAUAUCUCCCUUUCUUUAGAGAUUGUAUUGGAGCACUUGAUGGCACACAUGUUAAAGCAAGAUUACCGCAAGGAGCAGCUCACGAUAGUCGUAUAUUUGGUGAGGCCCUUCGUAGACCGGAACUCAACUUUCCACAUCCAAUUGGAAAUAAGAAUUAUCUAGUUGAUGCAGGAUAUCCGCACAUGAAGGGAUAUAUGGCUCCAUACAAAGGAGAUAAUCUGAGAUAUCACCUAGCAAAAUUCCGCCGCGGUGCAACAAGACAAUUGCGAGAACCAAGAGAGCGAAUUGAAAAAUUUAACUAUUUGCAUUCUUCUUGUAGAAAUAUUGUAGAGCGCACAUUUGGGGUUUGGAAAGCAAGAUGGUCUAUUUUGCGAGAUAUGGCUUUCUAUCACAUUGACACUCAAAGAAGCAUCGUACUUGAUACUAUGGCCAUUCAUAACUAUAUUAGAAAGAAAUGUAAUAUGGAUGAUGCAUUCCGAGCAACUGAGAAUGGGAGAUAUGUUCCAUCUAUUGAUCCUGAUAUUGGUACAUCUUUGAGAGCUAAUAACAAUAUAAAUACGAAAAAUAUGGAAGAGCAAAGUGAUCUUGUUUGGAUGGGCCUUCACGAUUUGAUUGCUAAUGAAAUUUGUGAAGCUUGA
Molecule: messenger RNA, 1191 nt
Organism: Nicotiana attenuata
Lineage: Eukaryota; Viridiplantae; Streptophyta; Magnoliopsida; Solanales; Solanaceae
Exons: 3
Coding region: 1-1191 (396 amino acids)
Source: RefSeq, a predicted model, not a curated record